This is a messenger RNA of Pelagomonas calceolata, 654 nucleotides long. NCBI's taxonomy places the organism in Eukaryota, Pelagophyceae, Pelagomonadales, Pelagomonadaceae. The record is from the annotation of a GenBank genome assembly.
GUGCUAUGCCAGGAGCGUCUUCACGAGCACCCAGCUCAUGAAGACCCAGACCCGGUACCGCCACGCCUUGCCGAGCGGGCCGCUCGGCUCCAAACGUACCUUCUUCUUCGGGUUCUUCUUCUCCUCGCGCAGCCGCGCCUGCCGCCUUCUAUCAUACUCGCGCCGCGCGUCGGGGUCCGACAGGAUGUCGUAGGCGUCGCGCGCGGCGUCGAAGGCCGACGGCGCGCGGCUGUCACUAUUUUUGUCGGGGUGGCAGAGCUUGGCCGUCGCGCGGUAGGCCUUCUUGAGCGCCGCCGCGUUCGCCGACGGCUUCGCGCCGAUGCAGCCGUAGAACUCGUCCCUUUCGAACUCGUUCAGGACGCGCUCGACGGCCUUCUGCUCCUUGGUCUUGCCGGGCCAGCGGAGCCACUUCGGCAGCGCGGCUGCUUGUGUGGCGAGGAGGAGGAGGCCUACGGCGCGACUUGGUCGUCGUCGCGGCAUCAUCGUUUGCUGCGGCAGAGGCUUACAGCAGUGCAGUGCCUGGCCGUGCCUGUGGCACGACUGAGACAGAUGCAACAGCCGAGCAGUAUGGAGUCUUCUCGUCGACAAACGAGUCCCACAAGAAGCACAACGAUGAAUGCGCCGAGUUACAAGCUCGCAAAGCCCUCUUGCUAG